AUGGCCUUAACUGCUGUGCGAGAUGCUUAUUCCUUAUCCUGUUACACUUGCACCGGACAGAGCAGCAAUGCCCAAUGUAUGACAGCAGCAAAUUGUACAGCGUCUGAAACGUCCUGUGAAACUACUGUUGUGGCAGGUGGAAUCGGUGCCUUGUCUGCUGCUGUCAUUACCAAGCAAUGUGUCGCCUCCUGUACAGCCUCCAGUUUUGGUGUUUCUGCAGCUUCAACUACAGUCUCCUGCUGUAAUACAGAUCUGUGUAACAUCAGUGGAGCAUUCAGUGUCAAAUCAAGCUACACCAUCCUUGCUCUGUCUAUGGUUCUGCUCCUGGCUCUGCUGAGAAACUCAUCCCUCUGA
Bombina bombina (fire-bellied toad) is the source of this 354-nucleotide messenger RNA. RefSeq names its product lymphocyte antigen 6E-like. The transcript has 3 exons. Lineage: Eukaryota; Metazoa; Chordata; Amphibia; Anura; Bombinatoridae. The record is from RefSeq and is a predicted model, not a curated record. The coding region runs from base 1 to 354 and encodes 117 amino acids.